AUGUAUAUAUGCAAUAAGAAUAAGAAAAUCAAAUUCACAAAAGAAAUUAAAGUUGUUAAGAAUCUGUUUCUGAUUAUUGUAGGAUAAUGUAUGUUACAAGGGGUCUGUCAUUGUACAGGAAAGACCCAAGUUCCUUAUCAAUUAGGCCACCAGAUUAUGCGCCGAAUACCGGGGUGUUAGCUAUAACUGAUGAAGUAUCAGAAGAUCAGGAUAGUUACUGUUGGGGUGCUUGUGAUUAUAAGAAGGUUAAGACUUUACCCUUCCCUCAGAACAAAAUCCUGUCUGUCGUUCAUUCGUCAGACAUCAGAGAUCCUACUAUUACUAAGGUUUGGUUUCUCCCUGUUGUUGGUGAGCCGCUAUCUGCUCAUAGGUACUAUAUCAUCCGCGCCAAAGGCCAUCACAAAGGGAAAGCAUGUACAAGUUCAAAAAAGGCAGACAUAUGUUCAUGCUGCUGCUACACAGACUUUAUAAAUGACAUAAAACCAAGGCCAUUUGAUUAUAGAGACAUCUACCAACAGUUUGAGAUACGCCGCUACCAUGGUGGUGGCUUCUAUGCAAAGUCUGUCGCUUAUGACGGUGUUCCUCCAAGGUUCUUACGUAAGAAAGGGUGGGAGGUACGAGUUCAUCGUUCCAUUCGAGGAAAUAUACAAGACGCGUUAGGCCUUGAUGAGUCUGUCCAAGCAUCUCUUCCUCCACCUCCAUCUUAUCCUCUACCACCUCAGAAUCAACAUGCUGCUGUUGUUGUGGGACGAUGGUAUUGCCCUUUCUUGUUCCUCAGGGAAGAGGCAAAGUUGUGGCGACACAUGAAGAAGUCGAUGUUCUAUGAGAUCACCCUGGAGCAAUAUUGGGAAGAGAUUUACUCGCGAGCAAAUAAGGGGGAAGAAGAAGAUGAAACGAUUGUCAUAGACGCGUUGGUAAAAAGAGAAGAGGCAUUAUUGUAUGGUACUGAAGCCAUGAUAGAAGUGAAACCUGUACCAGGAUUUGUGUGUUUCACAGUGCCUAAUGAUUCAGGGAAUGGAAAUAAGGUGAGGUUGGGGAUGGGGUUAGCAGUAUUCGAGGCCAUGAGAGGAAUACAAGUCGAAAGAGGAUGGAUGGAAGAACAAGAACAUGAUGUGAGAGUGGAGAGAGUUGAAGAGAGUGGAAGGAGGAGAAGAGAGAAUAUGAAAUGGAAAAGAUUUGGGUGUUAUGUUUUGGUUGAGAGCUUCUUGGUUAGGAGGAUUGAUGGGAUUUUGAUUAUGAAGUACAACUUCAAGCAUACUCAUAAGAUCCAAUGUAAAUGGGAUUGACUGGUUUUCUCCUGUAAACAUGUGGUAAUUGUACAAAAUUUCCUUAUGUUAAUGUAGUUUUUGUAAUUUUGUGUAAGACAGUCUUGUCAAAUAAGUUAAGUUUAACCUCAUUUUCUAAACUUUAUUAAGAAGUGCAGUUAUAUAACACUAAAAUAACACUCGGUAUUUUUACAGGGAAAUGUUAUAAUAGUGAAAGAAGUUGGGUAGCUGUUAAUAAAGAAGUAGAAAAAUAACAA
Messenger RNA from Spinacia oleracea (spinach), 1522 nucleotides. RefSeq lists its product as uncharacterized. The record is from RefSeq and is a predicted model, not a curated record. NCBI's taxonomy places the organism in Eukaryota, Viridiplantae, Streptophyta, Magnoliopsida, Caryophyllales, Amaranthaceae. The transcript is spliced from 3 exons. Bases 87 to 1286 code for a protein of 399 amino acids.